AGAGAAAUGUGUGGUGUAGACAUCAACUCACAUCUUAUCUGCUAUCUCCCCUCCUCUCACCACAAACACUCAUCUCCGCGUCCUUACCUCAAGGAGCAUGGAUCCCAGUUAUAAUAUAUGCCAUUUUGUGGUCACCCAUCACUCUAGCAGUCGAGCUUGCAGCCAUGGCUACUCAUGCAGCUCUUGCUUCCUCCAGGAUCCCCGCCAACAACACCAGGCUAUGCAGCAGCAAGGCCACGCACCCCAACAUCCACAGCCUCCCUUCCUUCUCUAAGAGACUGGAUGUGGCCGAUUUUGCCGGAUUGAGAUCGAGCUCCUGCAUUACCUAUGCUAGCCAUGCUAGAGAAUCGACAUUCUUCGAUGUCUUGGCUGCUCAGCUCGCACCGAAGGUUGCAGGGUCAACUGUCAACAAAGGGCAGACAGUGGCGAAGCUCAAGGUGGCCAUCAAUGGCUUCGGACGCAUCGGUCGGAACUUCCUCCGGUGCUGGCACGGCCGGAAGGAUUCCCCACUCGACGUUGUGGUCGUCAACGACAGUGGUGGCGUCAAGAACGCGUCGCAUCUGUUGAAGUAUGACUCGAUGUUGGGGACGUUCAAGGCCGAUGUCAAAAUUGUCGACAACGAGACCAUCAGCGUCGAUGGGAAGCCGAUCAAGGUCGUCUCCAGCAGAGAUCCACUGAAGUUACCCUGGGCAGAGAUGGGUAUCGAUAUAGUCAUUGAGGGGACUGGUGUUUUUGUUGAUGGUCCUGGAGCAGGCAAGCACAUUCAAGCUGGAGCUAAGAAGGUUAUAAUAACAGCUCCAGCAAAAGGGGCUGACAUCCCAACAUAUGUUGUGGGUGUUAAUGAAGGAGAUUACUAUCAUGAAGUGGCCAACAUUGUAAGCAACGCUUCAUGCACCACAAAUUGCCUUGCUCCAUUCGUGAAGAUCUUGGACGAGGAGUUUGGUAUUGUCAAGGGAACCAUGACAACUACUCAUUCUUAUACUGGCGACCAAAGGCUACUUGAUGCAUCACACCGUGACUUGAGGAGAGCAAGAGCAGCAGCACUCAACAUAGUGCCCACAAGCACUGGUGCAGCCAAGGCAGUCUCACUUGUGCUGCCUAAACUCAAAGGAAAGCUCAACGGCAUAGCCCUCAGGGUCCCUACACCAAACGUCUCUGUUGUGGAUCUUGUUAUCAAUGUAGAGAAAAAGGGCAUCACUGCUGAGGAUGUUAAUGCUGCAUUUAGAGCUGCUGCUAGCGGACCACUCAAAGGCAUUCUUGAUGUAUGUGAUGUGCCGCUCGUGUCCGUCGAUUUCCGAUGUUCGGAUGUGUCUUCUACCAUCGACUCAUCCCUGACCAUGGUAAUGGGUGAUGAUAUGGUGAAAGUGGUUGCUUGGUAUGACAAUGAAUGGGGUUACAGCCAAAGAGUCGUCGACUUAGCGCAUUUGGUAGCUGCCAAGUGGCCAGGGAUAGAGCUGCCCAGCGGAGGAGACCCUCUGGAAGAGUACUGCAAGAAGGAGCCAGGAGACGAGGAAUGCAAAGUCUAUGAAGCCUGAAAAUUUUCUUAGAAAACUUUUCUCCUCAGUUACUGGAUAAUGACAUUUUACUCAUUAUUCUAAAUGGACGAGGGUGGAAGUUUUUGUGCAGUUCUUGGAGGAUAUAUCAAAGUUCUCCGUGUCCAAUAAACGUUUGUGUUUUUUAUUCAGGCACCAGAACAGGAGACCAUGUUACCACUCUUGCCAUGUUUUUCGUGGCCCUUUCAUCUGCGCAUGCAUAUGCAGUACAGUUCAAUUUUCAUCA
Messenger RNA from Nymphaea colorata (pocket water lily), 1779 nucleotides. Its product is annotated as glyceraldehyde-3-phosphate dehydrogenase B, chloroplastic-like. Bases 165 to 1535 code for a protein of 456 amino acids. Gene Ontology annotation, molecular function: NAD binding; NADP binding; glyceraldehyde-3-phosphate dehydrogenase (NAD+) (phosphorylating) activity. Gene Ontology annotation, biological process: glucose metabolic process. The record is from RefSeq and is a predicted model, not a curated record. The transcript is spliced from 9 exons. Gene Ontology annotation, cellular component: chloroplast. Lineage: Eukaryota; Viridiplantae; Streptophyta; Magnoliopsida; Nymphaeales; Nymphaeaceae.